AUGGGUAAGAAGACAAAGCACAGUCUAUUGCUUUUGCUGUAUUUUUCUGGACUUGUUCACUCUUCAGUCGCUAUAGCUUUUUGGACUGCUUUGGUGCAAAUCAAAUACUUAAACAGCCUCAACCAGACGGUGAUCCAAGAAUGUGAGUGUGGACAGUUUGGCCGCAACUCUCCGCUUGCUCAAGCCGGAGGUGUUGUCAUUCUUCCUAACAAAUACCCCGAUGGCUGCAAGCCGGAUCCCGUGUACAAUGGUACUGAGUUACCCUGGAUAGCGCUCGCUCAAAGGGGAAACUGUUCUUUCAGCGAGAAAAUUAAUGCCGCCAAACGUCAAGGAGCGAUGGCCGUGGUGGUGUUCGAUGACGAUGGAAGUGGCAACCGCACCAUUACCAUGAAGCAUGAAGAGGCACUGGAAAUUGUGGCUAUCAUGAUUGGCAACAUUCAAGGCACGGAGAUUGCCGGCUUGGUAAAAAACGGUACGGAAGUGCAGAUGUUCAUUGAUGCAGGCAAUCCUCACGGCCCCUGGAUGGAUACCUACUGGCUUUACUUCAUGUCCAUUGCCUUCUUCAUCGUAACGGCAGCAUCUGUGGCCUACUUCUUGUUUAUUUCGGCCAACCGCCUCUACAACAUGCGCAUGCACCGACGUGCUGAGAGGAGGCUGAAAUCCGAGGCCAAGAAGGCCAUCGGCCAUCUGCAAACGCGCACUCUCAAGCGAGACGACAAAGAGACGACUGGUGACGAGGCUUACAUGUGUGCCGUAUGCAUCGAGUCAUACAAAGCGGGCGAGGUGGUAACGGUGCUCACGUGCGACCACAUUUUCCAUAAAGCCUGCAUCGAGCCGUGGCUGCUUGAGAAAAGGACAUGCCCCAUGUGCAAAUGCGACAUUCUCAAGGCUCUAGGAGUUGAGGUGGAGAAGAAGAGCCUGUCCCAAGCUUCUCCACAAGAGGUCAGCAUCAUCACAGUGGCAGGUGGGGAAGCCAUGUACGAGGUCCCUCUCACCGAUCCUCUGAACUCUGACCCCGAGAGACAACAGAAUCACUAUGACAACAGGGCUUUUGAGGAGGAGACUGCAAGAAGACAGUGA
Molecule: messenger RNA, 1080 nt
Organism: Nerophis lumbriciformis (worm pipefish)
Lineage: Eukaryota; Metazoa; Chordata; Actinopteri; Syngnathiformes; Syngnathidae
Source: RefSeq, a predicted model, not a curated record